Molecule: messenger RNA, 2229 nt
Organism: Hyaena hyaena (striped hyena)
Lineage: Eukaryota; Metazoa; Chordata; Mammalia; Carnivora; Hyaenidae
Gene: COPS7B
Product: COP9 signalosome subunit 7B
Exons: 7
Coding region: 197-991 (264 amino acids)
Biological process (GO): COP9 signalosome assembly
Cellular component (GO): COP9 signalosome
Source: RefSeq, a predicted model, not a curated record
CUUAGACUCCAGUGUGCCGCGCAGUGUGCGCAAAUUCAUAAACCGUACCUCCGCUUUGGGUGUUUCUGAAUUCGGAGACUUCACACUAGGCGGGAAGACCCCCUUAACUCUCAGAAGAUGACAGCCCACAGAGAGGUAACAUCUGUUUACAUGGAACUCAGAAAUCUCCUGCAAAUCAUGAUCUCAAGGCCAGAGAAUGGCAGGUGAACAGAAGCCGUCAAGUAACCUCCUAGAACAGUUUAUUUUACUAGCCAAAGGUACCAGUGGCUCAGCCCUCACUGCUCUCAUAAGCCAAGUCUUGGAGGCUCCUGGAGUGUAUGUCUUUGGAGAACUGCUGGAGCUGGCCAACGUGCAAGAGCUUGCUGAAGGAGCUAAUGCUGCUUAUUUGCAGUUGCUGAACCUGUUUGCCUAUGGCACAUACCCAGAUUACAUAGCCAACAAGGAGAGCCUGCCGGAAUUGAGCACUGCUCAGCAGAACAAGCUGAAGCACCUUACCAUCGUGAGCUUGGCGUCGAGAAUGAAGUGUAUCCCCUAUUCCGUGCUGCUGAAGGACCUGGAGAUGCGGAAUCUCCGGGAACUGGAAGACCUCAUCAUUGAGGCUGUCUAUACUGACAUCAUCCAAGGCAAGCUGGACCAGAGAAACCAGCUGCUGGAAGUGGAUUUUUGCAUUGGCCGUGACAUCCGAAAGAAGGAUAUCAAUAAUAUUGUCAAGACCUUGCAUGAAUGGUGUGAUGGCUGCGAAGCGGUUCUGCUAGGCAUCGAGCAGCAAGUUCUGAGAGCCAACCAGUACAAGGAGAACCACAGCCGAACUCAGCAGCAGGUAGAGGCCGAGGUUACCAACAUUAAGAAGACGCUCAAAGCCACCGCCUCCUCCUCGGCUCAGGAAAUGGAGCAACAGUUGGCUGAACGGGAGUGUCCCCCUCACGCCGAGCAGAGGCAGCCCACCAAGAAGAUGUCCAAAGUGAAAGGUCUGGUCUCCAGCCGCCACUAGGGUUGGCUGGGGCAGCUGGCACUCACCAGGCCUGGGUCGGGUGGGGAGGGGACACCAAGGGCCUAUUUCCUCCCCUCUCUACCUUCAGUGAGUUCCAGACCUGCCCGUCCCCUCACCAGCGCCUCCCACCCUGUUGGUACUGUUCCAGAAGAACCGUUAAUCCUUCCCUCACCCCCUCUCUCCUCCCCCAGUUCCUUCAGACUCAGGGGCUCCACUGAUGCCAUCCCACCAGGGUCAGACACUGCCCAGCUUCCCUCCAGGAGGUUCUCGUCUCUGUGUAAGGGCUUGUCUCCCUCCCAGUUUUUCUUUUGCUCCAUGUCAUUUUGUCAGGCUGGUCACGAGCUGGGAGGCAGCUUUAGCGGCCCGCAGGGAUGACUGCGAAGGCGGCCCCUCUCCGUGAGGACGGGGGUGUGCCUUCUCCAGCCCCGGGGCCACGGUUCCCACACUGGUGCAGGUGAUCUCUGGCCAGGUCCCAAAUGCUCUGUUUCCCUCUCCUGCCUUAUCCCUUGUUGGCAGCUCCGAUCAGGCCACGGAGGGAUGCGAUGCUGGGCCAUGUUUACUAAACCUGCGGGUUUUCAGCCUCUUAAGCCCAGCUCCAACCUCUCAUUCGUUGGGAGCACUAACCUCUGGAAUCUGAGCACCAGUGGAGGGUGCAGUGGGUCUGCUGGGUGGCAGAAGUUUCUUCCGGGUUGGUGUCCUCUGCUGGCCGCGCUGCCUGCUGCCCCUGACCACUCAGACUGCCGCCCAGGACUGUCUGCAGACACGUGCUCCCCCGAGAUCCGUAGUCCCUCCCAGCUGUGUCCGUGCUGGGAUGGCGGUGCCGAGGCCCCUCUGUCUGGGGAAGGACCUGCUGCUGCUUCUGUCUCUCUCUCUCCACCCCUCCUUGGCUGGUGACCCAGAGCCCUCUGAUGACGGCAUUCUCCUGGCAAGAGAAAAGGACUUGACUGGCCUUUCUGAACUUGACUGUUUCAGGUUAUAUUUUAAUUUUUUUUUUUUUUUGUACAGGUUCUGAUUCUAAUACAUUUCAACAUGCUUUUUUUCCCCUUGUGUCAAUAUUUGUUAUAGACUAAUCGCCGGAGAUUUUUCACCUGGUUGGAGGGUGGCGUGCGUGUAUGUGUGCGUGUGUUGUUGUUGUUGUUGUUGUUGUUAAAGGGGAGGUGGAGGUCCUGGACUGACUUAUUCAAGUUCAUUGAGAGUAAAAGCACAUUUUAGAACAAAAAAUAAAGGUGUAGAUUUAA